This is a messenger RNA of Penicillium coprophilum, 633 nucleotides long. RefSeq lists its product as uncharacterized. The transcript has a single exon. NCBI's taxonomy places the organism in Eukaryota, Fungi, Ascomycota, Eurotiomycetes, Eurotiales, Aspergillaceae. The coding region runs from base 1 to 633 and encodes 210 amino acids. The record is from RefSeq and is a predicted model, not a curated record.
AUGAGUCCAACAUUCGUGGUCGCUCACUGCGAUUUGGUGUCCGAUCUCUUGCAACAGCUACUUGAAGGCAAUUCAGAUACCCAUCUUAUUGUCUGUGCAACCAGAGACGAAUUCCUGGUGCAACUCACAGCAGCCAUUCGCUCACUACGCGCUGAUCCAGACACUGCUGCGAGACAUGACCUGCUUACCAAAACCAUCGGGCUGCUUGCCAGAUCCAGCAAAAUACGACUAGCAUUCUGCGCAAGUUUAGAAAGUCUGCGGGCAUACCUUGCUGUUUUCGGUCCUACUGUUGGUGUGACUACCGAGGGCGGAGCGCUUGCUCAUGACCGAAAACUCCUUGCUGUCCUUGAUAUGAUGGCUUUGCAUGCUACGACUUCGGAAUUCUCGGCACAGGGACUUUCAAGAACACUUGCUUCUGUCGUUGAGGCGUCCUCCAGGGCGGGAAUGGAUCUCCGACUUUAUGAAUGCAUGGAUGCCCUGGACCCUUCAAGUGGUGUUAAGGGAAGGAAGCUAUGGGAUGUGAACGUUCCCUUACUGAACGGAUCAGUCCAAAUUCGAUUGGACCAAAACAGCUGGGAUGGACGAGGCGUCACCGUGAAACGGGUCGCUGAACGGUGGUUUGAAUUUGACUAG